Ooceraea biroi (clonal raider ant) is the source of this 911-nucleotide messenger RNA. RefSeq lists its product as uncharacterized. Lineage: Eukaryota; Metazoa; Arthropoda; Insecta; Hymenoptera; Formicidae. The record is from RefSeq and is a predicted model, not a curated record.
GAGAUUUUCAAAAGACAUGGCCACAGCAAGGCGUAUUAAAACUGCAACAGAAGAACUCAUGGAGGCCUCAGCCUUAGCAUUACCACGUUUGGAAGAUCGGCAUAUGAACCUGUUGGAUCUCUGGGAAUGGUACAUCAUUUAUGAUAUGGCUGGCUAUAUUGUGCAUAGUAUCAAAAACAGUAGCAUGAAAGUCUGUGACACAUGUCUCAGUUCUGUCCAGUGGAAGGCAAGUGGCCAUCAUCCCUAUGCUCGACUUGUUGAAUUGCGAAACUACAAAGAUAAUAGUUUAAUUGAGGUCUCAGAUGACUGCUUUAGGGCUAUUAUAAAGUCUGAAAUAACAUUUAGAGAAGUAAGAGAUGACUUAUGUGAUGUAACUUAUAUUGAUAUUAUAAAUUUCCUUAUGAUGCAAAUGGAAUACGUGUGGGAGGGGUGUAGCAUUCCUUCUUGCCAUUCCAUUUGCCAAAAAAUUCUGCAUAAGUUCUUUACAAUGAGAUUCCGCUGUUACAGUAUGAAACGGUGUGAAGAAUUGAAAACUCUUAACACACACGCAUACGGCAGUAAAACAAUGGCUAUGCACACCUCCGUGGAAUAGACUCAACAGUGAUUUCCAAAUAGCUCAGUCUUAUAAGUUACUGUGAUAUUAUUCGUAUUCAGUUUGUAUUACUGUUUGCAUUUUAUGCAUUUUUUGUAUUUUAUAUUUUGUUAUUAUGUAUUUUAUGUUUUCCACUUAGUGACAUUGUUUGUGAUAUACCUAAGUUAAAGUAGCUUAGCAAAGUAGUUUUUUGCAAAUUGUAAUAUUUUGUUUUCAUUUUUCUAUGAAAGUUUAAUUACAACAAAAAUAAAGAGUACAGCAAAUAAGAUCUUUUUCUUUUUAUUACUCUCUAACAAUUAUAUAAAAAUCAUUAAAAAUU